Messenger RNA from Penicillium griseofulvum, 2610 nucleotides. Its product is annotated as putative ABC transporter. The record is from RefSeq and is a predicted model, not a curated record. Gene Ontology annotation, molecular function: ATP binding; ATP hydrolysis activity. The coding region runs from base 1 to 2610 and encodes 869 amino acids. The transcript has 5 exons. Gene Ontology annotation, cellular component: mitochondrion. Lineage: Eukaryota; Fungi; Ascomycota; Eurotiomycetes; Eurotiales; Aspergillaceae.
AUGCUUCAAGAAAUCGACAUGAUGCCAUUCGGCCACCUGCCUUUCGAUUAUCAUGUUAAGAAAGAUGAUCAGACAAGCCAGGUUGCUACCGAUGCUGCAUACAAUCGUCUCCGUACGGUUGUAUUUGGCGACGGAGAUACAAACGACGCGUGUCUGGAGAAAGAGUGUAUCUUUGAGAAUAAAGAGGAGUUUGAUCCUGGUAGUAUCACUAUUCCUAAUGGAGAUACGGAUCCCGAUUUCGUGGAUGGAAUCGCCUACAGGACGCCACGCUCUAUACCAUCGUACAUGAUCACGGCGUUGAUGCACAGACCAGAUAUGCUUGGUGGUCUGUCGUCUCGCGAUUGGCCUACAGAGUGGUACAAUAAACCAGAUAAGUUGAAAAAAUUCCAGUCUAUCAUGGUUGUUGUCGCCGAUCAAGACAAGUCCUUACCUUCAGAACCCGCAACAGGGCAGCUUGGGGUAUUGGGGCUUGCAUCUUAUCGCCCAACCCGCUUCAAGUCCGGAGUCCCAUUCAUUGAUAUACAAGGUGGAACUUUUUACAAUAAAUACCCAACCGCCGAAGACUUGUCCAAUCCACCUCUCUUCCCGAACCUGAAUUUCACUCUACCCGCUCUUCAAACUCGCGACGCAGUCACUACAUCCCCUCUGCAACACUGGGCUAUUAUUGGUCCGUCUGGCCGAAGUGACCUCCUCCAUAUCCUCCGCGGCCAAUACGUCUGUAUCCCGCCCAGCGCACGUUCAUACCCAUACCUCCUCACAGACGAGAUCGCGAAGAAGAACCCACGAUUGCGUUUACCUGAAAAUGCGAUCCAAUAUGUUGGAUUCAGUGGUGAGGGCUCGGGGGCCAUUGGGGGAAUCCGUGGCGCAUACCUCAGUGCUCGCUAUGAGAGUCUUCGGGAGGAAACCGACUGGACCCUGCUACAAUUCUUGCGUGGCCAGACUUCCCUAAACCCGAUCGAAGGAGAGGAGGAAGGCACGCUACACGAUGACGAUUUUCUCAUGAAGACCGCCAGUAGUCUUGAGCUAACGAACCUGCUCUCCUUGCCAGUUGCGAAUCUGAGCAAUGGUCAAACACGUCGAGCACGAAUUGCAAAGGCGAUACUAAGCAAACCAGAGCUAUUACUUCUUGAUGAGCCAUUCAUGGGAUUGGACCCGGUGGCAGCGAGAAAGAUCUCUCAACUUCUUCAUAGCCUAGCGCAGAAACACGCUCCGCGGCUCAUCCUGGCUCUACGGCCCCAGGACAAGGUGCCGGACUGGAUCACGCACAUUAUGGUUGUGGGCAAUUCCCAUCAGGUUCUGCUGCAAGGGCCGAGGCCCGCUGUCGAAGACUCGCUCAAUAUCUGGAGCCACGUUGUAAAAAAGACUAAACCGAACUCUCUACCUGAACAGCAAACGGAAAUAUUGAAUAAGUGUAAAGCAGACUUGAAGGCGGGUAUCUUGGACGAAGAACUCCUUGAGGAUUUGGUGGCACAUACGCAUGAAAUAAAGUCCAUAGAAGUCCAGGCGCCAUUGGGUGGUGAGCCAGUCAUUGAUAUGGAAGGGGUUUUUGUCCAGUAUGGGGACAAGCCGGUACUUGGUGAUUGGGAACAAAAUGUGAAUGGUGAAAAGAAGCACGGCCUGCACUGGCGAGUUCGUCGGGGGCAACGCUGGGCUAUUAUUGGCCCUAAUGGGUCAGGCAAAACAACAUUGCUAUCAAUGAUCACAUCCGACCAUCCGCAGACGUAUGGGCAGCCUGUCAAGCUUUUUGGACGAUCCAGGCUUCCGGAGCCUGGCAAACCAGGAAUUUCAAUAUUUGAACUGCAGUCCCGCAUUGGACACUCGUCACCGGAGAUCCAUGCGUUUUUCCCGCGACAAUUAAGUAUCCGUGGGGCACUUGAGAGCGCCUUCGCUGAGACCUUCCUAUCAAAGCCGAAGCUGAAUGUUGAACGAGAUCAUGACAUAUCUAUAGUCUUGAAAUUGUUCAAACCUCUGCUCGAUCCAAAUCACCUCACGAGCGAGGUGCCAGAUAUAUCCACUGCCCAUCUCCCGACCUUGAAGAAGCAGUUCAACGUCGAACCAUACUUCCCAUUGGAUCACGUUGUUGGGUACGCGGAUGAAAUUCUGUUCGGUGAGCUCACCCCGGCACAACAACGGAUUGUGCUUUUCCUUCGGGCCCUCGUCGCUAGGCCGGAUAUUGUUAUCCUCGACGAAGCUUUCUCGGGCAUGUCCUCAGCACAGCGUGAUAUGUGCUUGAACUUCUUGGAAACCGGUGAGCGACCGCGAACCAGAGGCCGUGUUGCUAGAUUCAGUGCCCGUCUUCAAAAUGAUAACUUCCGGUACACUGGUCUUACACCAGACCAAGCCUUGAUCAUGGUUAGCCAUGUGGCUGAGGAGAUUCCUGACAGUGUCCGCUACUACAUGCGACUACCGUCUCCUGCAGGCAGUGAAAACCCCCUUGAUUUCCGCUUUGGCAUUCUCCAGUCUAAAACUACUCUAAGACAGGCCCCGACCUGGGAGGCAGCCUGGUCUCCCGCAGAAAAGUUCGUCAAGCAUGCCCGCAGGACGUGGCGUCGCCAACAACAUAAAUUGCCGGUACAGGAUAUGAGUGAAUUCGAAUGGUGGUCGAUAUAA